AAUUUGGCGGGAAAUCCCAAGCGUCGCCUGAGGGACGGAAACCCUAAAGAUAAAAUAUCGCCUAAAACAGUACCCCGAAAGGCGCUAAAGCUUGCUUCUUCCACUUGCUCGCUCUAACUUCAUUCCCGCCAUUUCUUGUAUCUUCAUCAUCUAUCUUCGUCCUGCAGGAGCAGCCAUGGUUGUGCUUAGGUCUCGCGAAGUACUCCUUGCUGACCCUGCUCCCAAACCCCAAACGAAUCGGGUCUCUUCGGAGCCUGUCACUCCUGUCCAAUUACGCGAACCCUCCAUCCGCCAGUCAUCGCCUUCUCUCACCCCGAACCUCCAAAAUCACCAAUUGACUUCCGAGUCCGCUUCCAUCACCGAGUCCUACCGGAGACGGAGCCUCCGUCUCGCUUAUAAAUCAAUUCCAGUUGAUGGUUGCAUUCAAAAUGGGUCCCCCAAGACGAAGGGUUCCACCAGCAAGCGCUCGAUUGAAGAGAACGAAGGGAUUGAGGAGCAAAAUGCGGCGUAUGUGGCGGAUCAAAUUGCUAAUGAAGGUAGUGUGAAAGAUAAUGGGGCUGGAAUGAGUUUGCCUGGGAUUUUGAACUUGAGGUCUGGGAAACGGGCUACUAAGAGAUUUAGAGGUGAUAAUUCGGGUGUUGAGACAGGAACAGAAUGUGAAGACAAGGGUUUGAAUUUUGAGGAGAAUGGGAGUGCUAAGCGGUCGAGCGGACAAUAUGUCACUGAAGGGAAAGGAAAGGGCAAAUUACGUAAGGAAGAGAAAUCCCAUGUUGGGCAAGUUGGGGAGAAUUUAAUUGACAAUGGGAUUAAACAGAUGGUGGGAGACCUCGAGAGAGGGAAGAGGAGUAAAGUGGAUGUUGCUAAUGAGAAAUUGGAGGAAAAGAAAAACAUUGAUGAGGGUAGUAAUUCAAGGGGAAGGAAGGGAUGUGGAAGAGAAGAAAUAAGGAACAAAGGCGAAGAUGCUGUUGUCACUGAGCAAUUGGGGAAAACCCAAAAUCAGAGCAGCAAUUCAAGGGGAAGGAGGACCUAUAGCAGAGAAGAGAAAGGAAAAGAGAAAUUGAUUGACGAUGCUUCAGUAUCAAAUGGUAAGGAUGCACUGGAAUUGGAAUUGAAAUCUAAGGUUAAGGAGUUUGUUGAUAGUUUAGGGGAUAAAUUGGUGUUGGAAAAUGAAAGGCAGACUAGGAAUUCAAACACAAGGAUAAAUGAAUCAAGAAUGGAGCAAUUUCGGGAUAUAGCCAGGAAAAAUGCUUCUCGAUUUGCUCAUUUUGAUCUUCAAGAGGAAGAGGAACCUUUGUCUCCUCAGGUUGGUGUAGAAAUGACAUCUGUGGAAGAGAAUCAGCAAAUUGAAGACUGGCCAGGUCCUUUCUCUACGGCUAUGAAGAUUAUUAGGGAUAGAACAAAUAAGCAUAACUCACAGCAGUGUCCCUCCACUUUAGAAAAAGCAAAAUCUAUGCCAAUAACAUGGAUUCCUAGAAACAGCCAGGGCUCUAAUCGCUCAAGAGCAUUUGUUGUUCCUUCGCUGCAAGAACUAUGCAUGAAUGUUCUUGUGAAGAAUUACGAGGCAGUCACUUCACUUGAGCAUAUCCCAGAUGCUUUGAGACAUAGACUUUGUCGGUUGCUCUGUGAUUGUCGGAAAAUGAAUUGUCAUUUUUUGGAUCUUCUUGUCCGUGGAUCCCCUACAGAGAUACGCGUUAAGGAUUGUUCAUGGCUGACAGAGGAAGAAUUUGUGAAAUGUUUUGAGGACUGUGACACCAGCAAUUUAACGGUUUUACAACUUGAUCAAUGUGGGCGCUGCAUGCCCGAUUAUGUUUUACCUGCUACAUUAGCUAGGUCAUCAAGAAGCUUGCCUGUGCUAAUUACUUUAUCCCUGGCUGGUGCAUGUCGGCUUUCUGAUGUUGGGCUUAGUUUACUUGUUUCUUCUGCGCCUACAAUAAGAUCUAUAAAUCUUAGUCAGUGCUCCCUCCUUACUUCCACUAGUAUUGACACUUUAGCAGACUCACUGGGAUCAGUUCUGCGGGAAUUAUAUAUUGAUGAUUGCCAAAGCCUGGAUCCUAUGCUUAUUUUGCCGGCACUGAAGAAGUUUGAACAUCUGGAGGUGUUAUCUCUGGCUGGAAAUCCAACUGUUUGCGAUGAUUUUGUGAGGCAAUUUGUUGUUGCAUGUGGUCAUAAUAUGAAGGAGCUUGUUUUGGCGAAUUGUGUGAAAUUGACUGAUUCUUCCAUGAAGAUUAUAGCUGAAACCUGUCCUGGGUUAUGUGCGCUUCACCUUGAUAACUUGAGGAAAUUGACAGAUUCUGGUUUAGGAUAUCUUGCAAAUGGUUGCCGAGGAAUUCAAACUUUAAAACUGUGUCUCAAUGCAUUCAGUGAUGAAGCUAUUGCUGCAUUUGUGGAGACCGCUGGGGAGCUUUUAAAAGAACUUUCACUGAACAAUGUCAAGAAGGUUGGCAACAACACAGCCUUAUCACUUGCCAGACAUUCAAGAAACUUGUUAAGUUUGGAUUUAUCUUGGUGCCGGAACUUAGCAGAUGAGGCAGUGGGUUUGAUUGUGGAUAGCUGUUUAUCAUUGAGGGUGCUUAAACUUUUUGGAUGUAGCCAGAUCACAAAUGUGUUCCUAGAUGGUCAUUCGAAUCCAGAAUUAGAAAUCAUUGGUUUGAAGAUGUCACCGGUAUUGGAACAUAUUUGGGCACCUGAUUCACAAGAAUUUUUGUUGCGAUAUUCCUCGAUGAACUCUUCUAUGUAGCAUGAAGUAGUUAUGAUGUUAAGAGUGGUUCGAUGGUUGAACAAGUUAGAAUGUUUUUCUAUAGCCAAAUGCAUUUACAAGUUAUGCAACUGAGCGCUUGAAGGUCUAUUUUUGUAAACAAAUCUGCAACUAUCAUUUAUGGACUUGUGCACAUGAGUUGACAUCCA
This is a messenger RNA of Hevea brasiliensis (rubber tree), 2904 nucleotides long. RefSeq lists its product as uncharacterized. The record is from RefSeq and is a predicted model, not a curated record. The transcript is spliced from 6 exons. Lineage: Eukaryota; Viridiplantae; Streptophyta; Magnoliopsida; Malpighiales; Euphorbiaceae. Gene Ontology annotation, biological process: SCF-dependent proteasomal ubiquitin-dependent protein catabolic process. Bases 176 to 2737 code for a protein of 853 amino acids. Gene Ontology annotation, cellular component: SCF ubiquitin ligase complex.